UAAAGUAACUGUUGCAAUUCCAAGGAAUUCACAGAAAGUUGUUCAUAAAACUGCAAACAAUUGCAUUUUUUAGAAAGAAAUUAAACACGCUUUUCCUGACGUAAGUUAAACAUCCAUAUUAUUGUUGACAGUUUACUAAACACCGGAGUGUGAAUGUAAAGUGCAGUGUGAGGGUCAGACUGUGCAUAGACUGUUAGCUGUGUCAUCGUACGAGGUGCAACGACGUACGACGUACGCUAACGUUAACUGUAUCAACCAACGUUAGUAGUAAACGCUGUACAAAUGACAUGGACAAAAGUCUGUCUUGGACCACCCGUGUUAGUAAACGACAAUAUACGGAGUUACAUGGUGGUGGUGACCCUGGUGCUGUCGACGACGUACCUCCACUGCGUGCCUCUCAACGCGAAAGAGAAUCUGGAUGUGAACCUGCUCGACACGCUGGACAAGAAGAAACCCAACUCCUUGCGUAUGCUGUUUGCAAAGAUCCCUCAAGACCUCCCUUCCGAAGACAACCGCAUCCGGGAGCUGGUAGCCGACCUACCCAACUCGCCCGAGUACACCCUCGGAUCCACCAAUCAGAUCGGCAAGAUACUCUACUCGAAGAAGCACAAAGCCGAGGAAGAGUUCAACGACCGGGCGACGCUUCAUCUGCCACUGUUCCGGCAGCCGUACAGUGAUUACAAGAUCCUGGUCGUCAGCGCUCCCCCUGACAUAAGGAUGAUGUCGAAGAACGGCUCUGAUCCGAUGGUGUUGUAUGUGGUGUUCCCUGAGGACAGUGACAACUACACCAUGGAGCUCUCCCAGAUGCCAACGAUCUACUUCGUCAGCUCUCGACCGCGCAGUUCCAAAGUAAGUUCCGAGCCCAUAAUCAUUGUUGAUAACAAUAGGACGGUGACAGGUAUCAAAAGCACUGAGGUCGCGAGGUUCGUCAGAUUCAGAAGAAGCAAGUUGCCACGGACCUUUCGCGAGUUACUUUAUUGAUUGCUUUGUGAUAAUGUCUUAAUUCGAUUAAAUAUUAUUUUGUUACAUAA
Messenger RNA from Plutella xylostella (diamondback moth), 1031 nucleotides. Lineage: Eukaryota; Metazoa; Arthropoda; Insecta; Lepidoptera; Plutellidae. The record is from RefSeq and is a predicted model, not a curated record.